AUGAAGGUCUCUGCCAUCAUCCUCGGCGCCGCCGCCGCCCCGCUGGCGUCCGCCCAUUACUUCUUUGACGUCAACAUCCACAACGGCGUCGCUCAAGCUCCCUUCCGCUACAUCCGCGACUUCACCCGCGCAACCCGGUACAACCCGAUCAAGUUCUCCUCGAACCCUUCCCAGGACAUCCGUGACAACUCCCACGCCGAUGGUCCCGAUAUUCGCUGCAACCAGGGCGCCUUCUCCAACGCCGGCCGCACCGAAGUCCUGACCGUCAACGCCGGCCAGGAGGUUCGUUUCAGGCUAGGUGUUGGUGCUACCAUGGAGCACCCGGGUCCCGGUCUUGUCUACAUGUCCAGGGCCCCUGGCGAUAACGUCCGGGCCUACGACGGGUCUGGCGACUGGUUCAAGAUCUUCCAGGAGGGCGUCUGCCACUCGAACGGCGACUUCGCCACCAAUGCUUGGUGCACCUGGGGCCGGAACUGGGUGGCUGCCACGAUCCCCCGGGAUACCCCCAACGGCGAGUACCUCGUCCGUGUUGAGCACAUUGGCGUCCACCGCUCUCACGUCAACCAACCCGAGCACUACGUCUCGUGCAUGCAGGUCAGGGUCCAGGGGGGCGGCAACGGCAGCCCCGGACCCAUGGUCCGCUUCCCCGGCGCCUACCGGGCCACCGAUGCCUAUGCCACCAUGAGCGUCUACAACGGCCACCGCCCCUUCACCUUCCCCGGCCCCGCCGUUUGGACCGGCGGCAACAGCGGCGGCAGCCCUCCUCCCACUAGCCCUCCCCCUACCAACCCUCCCCCCAGCGGCGGCUGCUCGGCUCUUUACGGCCAGUGCGGCGGCAGCGGAUGGAACGGCGCCACGUGCUGCUCGUCUGGCACUUGCCGUGCCCAGAACGAGUGGUACUCGCAGUGCUUAAAUUGGAAACAUGAAGGUAUCGAGCGCGAAACGCAAAUACACUGGCUGUGCGCCUGCAUCGUGGUCGAGCAAGUGAAUACCGGUGCCUUCAUGUUCGUCAUGCAGUGCGGCCCAGUAGACGGCAUCCAGAUGUUCUCGACCGACGGAGUGGAGGUAGUCGCUAGCACGGUCGAACGGUGAUGUUGGGAAGAGGUUGGGUGAGUACAUGUAGCCUGCGACCGUUGCCAACUCGUUCAUGUUAUAAGUGAGUGGUCUUCUUUUGACGGACCAGGUGUCGGCCUCCUUCGAGAUGGCUCCGAUGUGGUUGAACGUAAGCUGAGAAAGCUGAAGAAGAUAAUCUGCAGUUUGGCUGUAGAUCUUGUCCAACUUUGCAUUGUCAUGUUCGGAUCCAAGACAAUGUUGCGUUGCUCGCCGUGCGAGGUCGGUACAUGUAUA
This is a messenger RNA of Sodiomyces alkalinus F11, 1347 nucleotides long. RefSeq lists its product as hypothetical. The transcript has 5 exons. Bases 1 to 1092 code for a protein of 363 amino acids. Lineage: Eukaryota; Fungi; Ascomycota; Sordariomycetes; Glomerellales; Plectosphaerellaceae. Gene Ontology annotation, biological process: carbohydrate metabolic process. Gene Ontology annotation, molecular function: cellulose binding. The record is from RefSeq and is a predicted model, not a curated record. Gene Ontology annotation, cellular component: extracellular region.